UGUCGGUCAUUGUCGGCUCAGCUCACGGGGGCGCCUGCCUCAUGGAAUGACAGCAUGGCAACACUGCUGGCCAUCAUACUCGUCUGCUCUUCGGCUAGCUCGGGAACAACCUUUGUCUUCGGCUGGCCACCCAAGCCGCAAGCUAUCCCGCGACUGAGCAGACCCAUCUAUCGAAAGAGCGCUGAGAUCAAGGAUGUUCAGCUCCGUUGCAGAGGCUCAGAUUCGGACACUUCAUCGGAAGAUGGCCUGGGCUUGCGGUACCUGAGAGGAGAGCAAGGUAGUAGCGAUGAGGAGGAUGCAGAGGAGAUGACGCCUGCAUUGGCGGCAAGACAAGCGAACGCAUACCAUCACGACAAGUCUGCGCCGUCAUUCGACGAGUAUCUCGGUCUGCCGACAACCUUGUUGGCUUCACUCCUCAUGCCCGACAAAGAGCUCUGCAACCAAAAGCUCGAGCUCGUCGUUGACGCUAAGUCAUUCAUAGGCCAUCCCGUCUGGCUCAGCUCAGCUUCAAGUGCACCCAAGAGCGAUGCGCAACGGAGGAGUGACAUCAAGACGCACGACUUUGCAGCCGAUGCGGCGACGAACGAGGCAGCGCAGCCAAGCACGCGGUCGCGUCGUGGCAUUGAAGCCUUUCACCUUGUGCUUGUCAUUGAUACUCCAAGCGAUCGACAUCUCAGUCGUCAUCUUGAUGUCUACUACCAAUCUGUCGCGGUCAAAUUGACCGCUGCGCUCAAGUACGUAGAAAAGCGUAGCGGCUACGUGACGAAUGCAAUCAGAAACAUCGUGCGCGAUCGAGAGAACGCACUCGAAAAGGGCACAAGCUAUGCGCAAUACAUGGAAGACAUUUCAAAAUCUUCUGGACUGUGUCAGCAGCUAGUGACGCUAUAUGCUGCUCUCAAAGCCGAGCCAGAACCAGCAGUAGCAAAGCUUACUUUUGACGACCAUCUCGACAUGUCUGUGCAGCUCAAUACGAUCCUGCUCGAUCGUAACAUGUACGCUGAUGCAGAAGCUGGCAACCUGAAGCGGUCUGCCAUUCCCGAUGCCCUGUGUCAGCCUUGGCAAACCGCACUGCCGUUGGAAGAGCCUGCAAAUAUUGCCAAGCAGCUCGAUCAGAAUGACGGCGUACUACAGCGCUUCCUCAGCGUCAUGACGCCCUCGCUCAGUAUUUCGGAGAUCCAGAUGGCUCUCGACCUCAACAGUACCACCGUGCGCAAGAUCGUCGGCCACCUCGUGCGAUGGAACAAAGCUCGUGUGAUCGAGACAGUCUCCUUGCGCCACGUAUACGGACCUGCGCCGACACUACAGCCACGCAAACUGGCGCUGCUGUCUAGUCAAUUCCGCAGACACUUUGACGAGCCUCCUCUGGCCAUAUUGCUUCAUCACCUCGCUCCUUCGGUGACUUUUGCAAUCGUAUUAUCAGGCUUGGCAGAGAAAGGCUAUAUGAUCGACAAGGCGACAGGCUUGCAGAUGCUCAUCUGGCUGUUGCAGAACAACAUUGCCAUUCAGCAUACUGAAACUUAUCGGCUGCUUGUAACGCCAGAGACCAAGUGGGCUGCCUCAGCUGCAGUAGCACGCGAGCAUUCUCGACCAGACAAUCGCGCGACUCUUUCCCCGGAGGCCGAUAUUGGCCACGAACUUGCUGUGCCUCUGAGCGCUUCUUCGGAUGGGAAACUUUCGCCCUUUCGACAAGUAAGCUCAGAACAGCUCAGACGACUCUGGAACAUCUCCAAAAAACCUUCUCUUGAUGCUACUGCUACCUUGAUCGCAGAUCCCGUCAGACCGACAGAGCAAGAGAAGACCUGGAUCGCUCAGAUAGGUAGCUCGCUAGAGCCUAAACAACGCGAGCUCUUCGAAUCAUGUGUUGGUCUCUUUGACGGCGUCACGUCGGCCUCCGCGAUCAUCUACCUUGCUGACACUACGCGGACGAAGCUCCAGAAGCUAGUCAAGGCGCUCGAUCAGUCACUCGUUACGGUCAUAGCUGCUCAAUAGAAUCACAACACGACUGUACAUUUACAUUGCUGUUGCUUGUGCCACUAAGGCAUAUACUGUUUAUUGUCCGAAUCAGCCGUCCAUUGGUGAAGAUGAGAUAGGGACUCACGAUGCGAGAAUAGCCAUCGACUCUUGUUCGACAGCACGGACAGAGAUGUUCGGAAGCUUUGUACCGACCAGCCAUGUUCUCUC
Molecule: messenger RNA, 2181 nt
Organism: Mixia osmundae IAM 14324
Lineage: Eukaryota; Fungi; Basidiomycota; Mixiomycetes; Mixiales; Mixiaceae
Exons: 5
Coding region: 55-1989 (644 amino acids)
Biological process (GO): cellular response to amino acid starvation; positive regulation of autophagy; TORC1 signaling
Cellular component (GO): GATOR1 complex
Source: RefSeq, a predicted model, not a curated record